This is a messenger RNA of Helobdella robusta, 597 nucleotides long. RefSeq lists its product as hypothetical. Lineage: Eukaryota; Metazoa; Annelida; Clitellata; Rhynchobdellida; Glossiphoniidae. The record is from RefSeq and is a predicted model, not a curated record. Bases 1 to 597 code for a protein of 198 amino acids. Gene Ontology annotation, molecular function: zinc ion binding; carbonate dehydratase activity. The transcript has 6 exons.
AUGUUGUUGUCACAUUUUUACGUUGUCCUCCAGACGACUGUCACUCUGAACAACACCGGGAGAAACUUGGAAAUGACCCUGGACGACCAUGCUGAUUCCUAUGUCAAUGUCACAGGAGGACCACUUGCCUAUCAGUACAGAAUCCAGGUUAUCGGCUACAACAGCGAUUUGUAUUACAACAGAAGCCAGGCGGAUACGUCCAGUAACGGAAUGUUUGGCAUCGCUGUAUUCAUACAAAUUGGUGAACAAACGAACGAUGAGCUGAACAUUUUGCUCCCUCAUUUGGAUAAAGUCACAUACCGAGGUCAGAAAGUGCGCGUGAAUAACUUCAUGAUAGCGGACAUCCUGCCAUACACGGAUCAGUAUGUAACGUACGAGGGCUCCCUAACCAAACCAGGAUGCCACGAAUCUGUCACCUGGAUCGUAUACAACAAGCCCAUCUACGCUAGCAGGGAAUUCAUGGAUGCCCUGAGAAGUUUGAUGGUUGGAAGUAGUGCAGAGGAUCCAAAACGUUCCAUCGGGAAUAAUUUCAGACAUCUGGCACCUCUGAACAACAGACCAAUAAGAACGAACAUUGAUUUCACUUACUCCGUUUAG